This is a messenger RNA of Adelges cooleyi (spruce gall adelgid), 2703 nucleotides long. RefSeq names its product tetratricopeptide repeat protein 27. The record is from RefSeq and is a predicted model, not a curated record. NCBI's taxonomy places the organism in Eukaryota, Metazoa, Arthropoda, Insecta, Hemiptera, Adelgidae. Bases 144 to 2606 code for a protein of 820 amino acids. The transcript has 16 exons. Gene Ontology annotation, molecular function: protein binding.
AAUAUAAACAAGAGAAGCCAUGCUGCAUGUUGUUGUUUUGAAAUUUCAAGCAAGACCGAAUAAUUACUGGAUAUAAUUAUAUUAUAGUUAGAAUUAUUUAAAUUUUAUUUGUUGUUGAUUUUGUUUGGUGCAACCUUGCCAUUAUGAAGCACACUACAGAGAAAUGUUCUGAAAUAUUAGACAACUAUUUAAUAUUUGGAAAUUUGCAUUCCCAAGAAUUCAAUGAAAAAAUCUCUGAAGACAACAAUGUAUCGGGUCUUGUGAAGAAUGUUAUAAAAGGCGAUUACAUUACAAUUUUACAAGACGAAUUGUUUUUAUCUUUGUAUAAAGAGUUCGGACAGUUUGAAAAGUUAAAUUUCAAUUUGUCUAUUGUAGAACAUGUAAACAAAUUAAUUUUUAAUGACCUUAUUGAACCUGAUGCAAUGUUAGCCAUUGGUGUUGGCAGUUAUCAACUGUUUUUACAACUAAAUUGGACAGGACCCUUAAUACCAAGCUUAGAAUUGGAUAGUUGGGGACCAAGUACAGAAGUAGUUGAAAAUUUAGUCAACGAUUUGGAUUGCGUCUCGAGAAAAGUUCUAUAUCCUGAACUGUUGGUUGUAGCGUAUGCAAUUUUAAACUGUGAAAAAAUCAAUAUACAUACACGACUUUGGUGGAAAGUACGAAUGCUAUCAACUCUUCAGUCGUUGUUAACCGAUCUGUCCAGUGAUAUUAAAUCAACGUUGGGGAAUUUGUUUGAAAAUAUUGAAAAACAUAAUUGGACAAAUCAUGAAGAAGAAGCUCUAUAUAGGUUGGAACAAUGUAAAAUUUACCUUUUUCAUUAUGGAAAUAUUUCAAAAGCCUCAUCAUCGUUAAACAUAGCAUUAGAACUAUUAGGAUUAGAACAUUCUCUUAUCGGUGCGCUGGGAAAGCGAACUAAGUACCAAGUCAAAGAAUUAGCACAGCUCACGCUUAAUGUUAACUUAAAGACAUCGGAAGAUAGCGCAGCCCAAUUUACUAUAAACCACGAAGGCACUGCUUUGCCUACAGAUUGUUUGUUGGACGAUGAAAACCGAAUGCACGAUAUUAAGUUUUCGAGUGAAAACUCUGGUCAGUUUCCCAAACUUAAUAGUCUUCAACAAGCAGCCAUAUUGAACUCGCUCAUGUUGGAGCAAAAAAGCAAGCCGAAAGACGACUUGCAAUUGGAAGAACUACAACCAUAUAUAAGAUGUUUGUUGCAACAAAAAUCUAUAUGGAGCAUACACGUGUCGGCAUUGCUUCAGCGAUCUAUUCUCGAGAAAGAUAAUCGAAGAUCAGUCGAGCGAUCUAUGCAACAAAUCGAGGCCCUAGUAACCAGUUUAAAUAGUGCUAGUCCAUUAAACGUAGAUCGUUUGUAUAUGUUCCAUUGUUCAUUUGUUUCGCCAUCCUGGCAACUGCAAGCCUACCUCGGUAACAUAAUGUUCUCAAUUGGUGCCAUUCAAAGCGCUUUGGACUGCUUUUUGGCAUCGGACAUGUGGGAAGAGUGCGUUGCUUGUUACAACAGACAAGGUCUACGACAUAAAGCAUCAGAGAUACUUGAAAACGAGCUAAAGCAACCAAACCUCACACUGGCCAAGCAUAUUUUAAUUCUGUGUCUACUCGGUGACGCAACCGAUAAUAUAUCGCUGUACGAAGAAGCUUGGAAUAUUUCCGAAUGCCGUAGUAGUAGAGCCCAAAAGCAUUGGGCAUUUUAUUAUUACAACAGAAAAGAAUAUGAAGAAAGUAUUGACCAUUUCCAAAAAUCGUUGAAAAUAAAUUCCAUACAAGAGCAACUGUGGUUUAGAUUAGCUUUUGCGUUCAUGGCCGUAGAAAGAUGGACAGAAGCUGCGGAAGCGUACAGAAGAUAUUGUGAUUUAGAAACUGAUUGUUUCGAAGCGUGGAACAAUUUAGCAAGGUGUUACAUAAAGAGUGGUCAAAAAUCAAGAGCUUAUUAUGCUCUCAAAGAGGCCGUGAAGUGUAACUACGAAAAUUGGAUGGUUUGGGACAAUUUGAUGGUUGUCAGCGUUGAUUGCGGCUGUUUUGAAGAGGCGAUAAAAUGCUAUCACCGUUUAUUGGAUUUAAAAAAUAAACAUGUCGACACGGAAGUUUUGAAGAUUUUGGUUCAAGCCGUGCAAACUAACGUUAAAGACGAAAACGACAGACCGGCGUCUGAACACAGAAAGUGCUUGUUACAACUUUUCGGUAGACUUACCUCCCAAGUUCAAAACGAUGGAGAAAUUUGGAAGUUAUAUGCUCAUUUGGAGGCUGCCGUUCCAUCUUUGAGUAAAGAAACGGUUGAUAAAAUUCUACAUCAUUUACAAUGCGCUCAUCGAUUUACAACUCAGGGCAACAAAUGGGAACAAAAUAAAGACACGUGUAUGAACGUUAUACAUUUGUCGUUGGAAUUGACUGAAGCGUACUUAAACUGUUGCGAUAAAGCUGAAAACAUAGAACAGAGACGAAGGUACCUGUCGUCGGCAAAACUGAUGUUGGUUUCGGCGGUGUCGCAAAUUGAGAAAGAAAAAGAUGUAUUGGAAAUGGUGAAAGGAGACUAUGAAAAGGUUAAAAACAAUUUGGAUCAAAUCAAACUUCGGCUCGCUGUUGAAUCGUAAAAUACUUAUUAUAUCAAUAUCAUAAGUAUUAAAAUUAUAUAAAUCUUUAUUAAAAAUAUUAUAUUAUGUUAACAACAAGUAAACAGUUAUGAACUUA